CUUUCAUCACUGUCCUUUUCCUAGACUUACUCCUACCCUCUCUCUCUCUCUCUCUCUUUAGACUUAGACUCCACCCCACUCGUUCCCCGAUCGAAUAACCUUACUCUCUUAUUCGCUCACAUUCUCCCUAAUAAAGCCCUCCCCCCUCUCCCCUUCUUCUCUCUCUCUCUCUUUCUCUUUUACACUUGUUCUUUCUUUCUCUUUUCAUUAAAAAAAAGCAAGACCAAACAACUCUUAAAAAUGCAUUUCGCAGUUGACAAACGAGGCCCUUCUCCUCGUCAAUCCUUACGGUCUGGAAAGUCCAUGGCCAUCAUGCAAAAGUCGAGAUCAGAACCAAACUGUGCAAGUUCAGCCGCCAACUCAUUUGCCCUGACAAUUGCACAUGCUCAUCCCAAGAGAAAAUCGACAGGCAAUCUCAGACGCACUUCGUCAUUUAGCAAUGCAGCCAAAACAACCGACUCACGAUCCACUUGUCUCAAGGAUAUAUGGCGUCCCCCUGGUUGCUAUGAGAUCCCCGAUAUCCUUGGCAACGCCUAUCUUAAACCAAGUCCACCUGUUGGCCUUAGUCUCCGUCCUAAUGACCCAAGCAAGCAAGUUACAAAGCGUCCAUGGUAUCCUCCCAGCCCCCAUUACCAGGUACCUCAAUUACCACCCCUUGUUCGUGCGGAGAACAAGUUCGAGGUCAAGAUGCGUAAGAUGUUGCCUCGAGUCUCCAUCCGCUCCUCCGAUCCACGCGCACGAUACACCGACUUUAAGGAGAUCGGUACUGGUGUCAAUGGUGCUGUUGUUCGUGCAACGUAUCGCAAGAAGCCAAGUGUCCAGCUCGCCAUUAAACGCUGUAAACUUGAUCCCGAUCAGGAGUACAGGGCAGCCAUUCUGCGUGAACUGCGGAUUAUGUCGAGCGGUCAUGCCAAUUUGAUCAAGUUGCGUGAGAUUACGCUGUGUAGAGACGAUAUCUGGAUUGCCAUGGAUUUGAUGAGAUGUUCAGUAUUUGCUGUGCUUUGCCAGCGUGGAAUUCCAGAAGAAUACACGGUCUAUAUUACUUGCGAGACUCUCAAGGCACUGACCUAUCUCCACUCAAAGGGACUCUUGCACAGAGAUGUCAAGUGUGAAAACCUUUUGCUUGGAUGGAAUGGCGAAGUAAAGCUUGCUGACUUUGGUCUGUCUGCUCGUAUCUCCCGUCGUAACCGUGAUCGUUUGGGUACAACAAAGUGGAUGGCUCCUGAAGUCAUCCGAGAAGAAUACUACGAAGAAAAGAUUGACAUGUGGUCUCUUGGCAUUACAAUUAUUGAAAUGAUGGACCGUGUACCACCCCACUAUUUGAUCAAGGACGAAGAAGAGCUCUUUGACGUUAUCGCCACCGAGCCCAGCCCCACUUUCACCUACAGCUACCCCUCGAUGUACAUGCGAGGUCUGGUUGCCUGGUUGUUGGACGAAGAACCCGGAACUCGUCCUAGCGCCAGAGAUGUUUCGCUUGAAAUUGACGCCCAUGUCAAGGCAAACCUUCUCCAGUGCUCUACAGCCCAUGGUCUCACACGCUUCCUUGGUCAAGUCUUGCCCCAAUACUAAGCUCCCCUUUUUUUUCAUUUUGAAAAAAAAAAAAGAAUCCAACUUGCACACAUCUUUAUAUAUAUAUAUAUAUAUAUAAUCCUCUCCAACCCUUCUUCUUCUUCUUCUUCUUUUCUUACUUCUAUUGCCACACCCAAACCUUGUUCAUCACCUUUUGUUUUUCUUUUUCUUAUGCAUUCCACCCCCUCUAUUUUUCCUUUACAUCUUAUACAAAAAUAACCCUCCCCUUCACAUACUUCAAGACCCUCUUUUCUUUCUUUUCUUUUCUUUCUUUUCUUUGUUUUUUCUCUUCUAUCUUACUUCUUGUUCUUGAUGUACCCAUCGUCUUUAGAAAAAAAGUACAAGAAAGAAAGAUAAAGAAAGAGAUCAAGGCAACAAAAAGAGAAGAAGAAAAAAGAAGUAAAUUGGGGAAUCUUGUAAGAUGUUUUUUUUUAUGUCUUCAAACCUUUUCUCUCUCUCUCUCUCUCUUCCCUCUUCUCCUUCAUCUUCUAAACUCUCAUCCUGUUAUUUUUUUUUCUAUUUCAUUUCAUUUCAUUUUUUAUUUUUUUAUUUAUAUUCUUUACUAUGUUACAAACCCAUUUAAGCCAUGAAGACAAAUCAAAUCAAAUCAAAACAAAACAAACCAAACC
This is a messenger RNA of Phycomyces blakesleeanus NRRL 1555(-), 2198 nucleotides long. RefSeq lists its product as hypothetical. The record is from RefSeq and is a predicted model, not a curated record. Bases 241 to 1569 code for a protein of 442 amino acids. Lineage: Eukaryota; Fungi; Mucoromycota; Mucoromycetes; Mucorales; Phycomycetaceae. Gene Ontology annotation, biological process: protein phosphorylation; regulation of MAPK cascade; intracellular signal transduction. Gene Ontology annotation, molecular function: protein serine/threonine kinase activity; ATP binding. Gene Ontology annotation, cellular component: cytoplasm. The transcript is spliced from 6 exons.